UGUCCUAGAUUUAUGAAAUAUAAUGCUGUUUAAUAUCAGAUUAGUAAAUAUGUGCUAAUGGUCCUCUGCAAUCUGAGCUUGAUGCACAACACCAUGUUUAUUAUUAUGAUUAUUAUUAGAGGUGUUAGAGUUCCACCUACCAGCCCUUCGAAACAAACAAGCCUUUGAAACUUAGUGGUAAUCUGUACAUUCUUAUGCGUGUGAGUGUAUGUGUGUUGUGGUUACUGUUUGUGAUUCUCACAGCAUUGUGCAACUGAAGCAAAAUAAUAAAUUCAGUGCAAUGUGUGGCUCAUUCGCCUUAGGCUUCACAUUGUGAAAUUGUUGUAGUAAAUAAGAGACACUGAAAUAAUAUGACAAGCUAUUAGGAUUGCACUCCAGCAACAGCUAUUAUGCAAUUUGCCAUGUAUUAUUAUAUUCUGAGUGUAGACAGACUGUUGAUUCUAAAAGGAAAAUGAAUGCCUUGGUUCAAAUGCAGAAUUGAUGAUAUAUGGAUAAAAUAUCACUUUGCUCAGAGCAACUCUCCAUCCACGUCAAAAUAUUUGACAAAGCUUGAUGAAUCAGACAAAUGGUAUGUUCAUGGCAUAUCUAUGUAAGCCUGUCAUGUCUUUAAUACCCUGCCACCCCUACGUUUCCAUUUCCAAUAGCCACUUUCACAAGAUUUUAUAGAAAACAGCCUACAUUCCAAUAAUUCCAAUGGGGUUUGUUUUGUUUUGUUUUUUUUCUAAUUUUCUCAUACAAAAUAUCCGCUUUCUAUAGAUGUCGCAAUGCCAAGGAGUAAUAAGAGUUGAAAUGUUUGAGUUUUUUUUAUUUCCCAGAUCUGAGAGGGAGACUGAGGCUGGCAGAAACUGGAUGUGAAAUAAAAUGUUAGUACAGCAGUAUCCUGUUAGAUUUACAUCUAUGUGGAAAAUUAUUAGCUCUCUGAAUAUGUUCUUUCUAGCAGAUCAAACUGCUUACUGAAGUUUUCCAACUCCUCUGUUUCAUUUAAUAUGACAUGGACAGUCUCUAAACUAAAGUUGUACAGAUAACAUAAAUAUCUGGGUAAAAUAUUUAUUAAAAGCCACAUUUAUUUAAAAAUGAUCGGCAGGACAUGUAGCAAAAACAAAUGGGUAAAGUGAUGUAAUUAUUGUGGUCUUGGUUUAAGAACGGAUUAAUUAAUGAUUAAUUAAUUAAUGAACAUAUUAAUGAUUCAGCUCUAUAGCUGGUAAUGAUGAUUAUCAUUAUUAUUAUUAUUAUUUCAUCUAUACAUUUCCACAAAUGUCUUGUUUUUUUUAUGUCUUGUGUCCUUACUGAACUCCUCCCAGUGUGUGAGGUUUUUCAGCCUCAGCACUUGAUUGAGUCAUAGGUACGUGUUAAAAAGCCUUUCCAGCAACCUUGAUCAUCCAGUCCAGCUCUUCUCCAGCUGGCCGCUUUCAACACCUCUGUGAUUCAGAGCUGGACGAUGGGGAUCUUUUUUGGUUUAGUUUGUGCCUUUGCUGUUUUUGCUCCUCCGUGUCUUGGUGCUCCUCUUCUGCAGGUCGAGCGAGGAGAUGCAACAUUACAUCAUUGUGAAAAACUCCAGGAUGAUGUGGUACUGGCAGCUAAAUACAUCGAACGCUUCUACAGUUUUCAGACAGGUCCCCCUGGUCAUAGGAAGAGAAGUCGCCCCUCUUUUUCCUCUAAACUGAAGGACAUGCAGAGCUUUUUUGGACUUAAUCAGACAGGCAGCUUGGACACUGAGACACUAGCUGUAAUAAAGAUGCCCAGGUGUGGUGUUCCUGAUAUUGAGGAAUAUGUUUACAACCGAGGCAACAGAUGGAAGAAAAAUGUGAUAUCUUACAGCAUUGGGAGGUACACCACUGACCUACCUACGAAUACAGUAGACUCCUUGAUUGGAGCAGCUCUGGACGUGUGGGCUAAAGCCAGCCCUUUACAUUUCUUCAGGUCUUCCUCUCAGCAAGCUGACAUCAUGGUGGAGUUUGGCUCCAAAUACCAUGGCGACAACUACCCCUUUGAUGGACCUAAAGGCACACUGGCUCAUGCUUUUGACCCUGGAGAGGGCAUCGGAGGAGAUGUUCACUUUGAUGAAGAUGAACUUUGGACAGCAGAUUCCAGAGGAUUUAACCUGUAUUUGGUUGCAGCACAUGAGUUUGGACACGCCUUGGGUUUGAAACAUUCUCAAAACCCACAGUCCCUCAUGUAUCCCACGUACAGAAACCGUCAACCACAAAAUAUGCUUUCCAGUGAAGAUAUUAUGAACAUCAACGCACUGUAUGGUAUAAAUUCACUUACUUUCUGUACCCAUGUUGUCCACAGAGAUGUAUUGAAUUUCCCCUCAUAUAAAGUCUUACUUGCUUUUCACAAUUAAACAUAAAAUCAUAAAUGAUAUUCCACAGGGCCGAGCGUUACAGCACCUUAUUACCCAAGGCUGAAUUGGAACUAUCCCUUCAACUCUUGGUACACUGGCUUUUACUAUCCAAGGGCAGUAAAGGACAAAUGUGAUCCUGGCCUGUCUUUUGACUCUGUUACUAAUAUAGGGACAGACAUGUUCUUUUUCAAAGACCGGUAUUUAUGGAUCAAGAAUGCUACAAAUGGCAUAAAGGAGGGUCCCAUCAACAGUUUCAUUUCAAAAAUCAAUUCAAGAAUUGAUGCUGCCUACUGGCAUCCACAACACUCUACUACCUUCCUUUUCAGUGGUUCCAGCUUCUGGACAGUGAAGGGCUCUCGGAUGAAAUGCCAGCGUAAAAAAAUCACCAGCUUCGGUUUCCCAGCCUCAGUGGACCACAUAGAUGCUGCAGUCCACGUUCCCAACACUGGCCAUACCUUAUUCUUUACUCGGGAUCAAUACUGGAGAUACAAUGAGAAUGAUAACACCUUGGAAAAAUCUAACCCACACGUCAUCUCAGAUGUUUUCCCAGGCAUUAAGACGCCCAUCAGUGCAGCUGUUUAUAAGCAUGGUUUCCUUCAUUUCUUUGUUGAAGCUGAGGUGUACAAAUAUGAUGUAAUGGAGAGGAGGGUUAUUACAAUUAAAAAAGCAAGUUCUUGGCUUGGAUGUUAACAAAGAGUUUUAAAAAAAAAAUUAUAGGCUUACACAAUGUAAUUAUAUGAACGUAGGCUGUAUUCUAUGCCUAUAAUUGUACAGAAUGCAGAAAAUCAGACUGCAUAUAGUGUGUUAAUGUGCAUCUACUGGUUUGAAAAUCAAUUUCUUAUUCUUCUAUCUUCUUUAAAACUACAUGAAAAACAGGUGUCUGUGUGUGUUGGGGGGAGGGGGAGAUCUUGACCGUCUUCAUAGGAAUUAAGGACUAUUUGCUAUAAGCACUUAUUAUGCUAUGUUUGUUUUCAGCACUUGUGUGAACACUAAAUACACUGAAAAAUACCUAGGCUGCUAAUUAGGCAGUAUGUUAUUUGUUAGGUUUCUAUACAAUUAGCACAGAUUCAUAUAAAAUACUGGUGUUUUAAGCUGGAUGAGGGAGCACCUGCUUGAACAGGUUUAGAUUUCUGAUUAAUGCCGUUGUACUACUGGCCACCAUUACUUUAACACAUUAUUUGUUUUAUUUUACACACUAGCUGGUCAAAUAACUCCGUAUGAAUAUUAGUUUCAGAAAGUGAUACUGUAGAUGUUGUAUAGAGAGAAUAUUUAAAAGAAAAAAUAAAUAACUUUUUAAUAACCACAUAAAACAUUAAAAUAUACAGGCCGAAUGUGUAAUGAUUAAUAAUGUUGAUGUAACUGAUUCUUAACAUAUUAAUUAUGUUUCAUUAUGGUUGACCAAAGCCUACAUAGUGUUUAAAAUCCUACUAGAAAUGUACCAAAAAGAUAGAUUAACAUUAUCCCAAUUUUA
Ictalurus furcatus (blue catfish) is the source of this 3815-nucleotide messenger RNA. RefSeq names its product matrix metallopeptidase 20b (enamelysin) (gene mmp20b). NCBI's taxonomy places the organism in Eukaryota, Metazoa, Chordata, Actinopteri, Siluriformes, Ictaluridae. The record is from RefSeq and is a predicted model, not a curated record. The transcript is spliced from 9 exons. Gene Ontology annotation, molecular function: metalloendopeptidase activity; zinc ion binding. Gene Ontology annotation, biological process: collagen catabolic process; extracellular matrix organization; amelogenesis. Gene Ontology annotation, cellular component: extracellular matrix.